CUCGCUGGCUUCUGCCCCAAAUCCCCUUCCCUAUGCUUUUGGUCGAACUGGAAGCCGCCGUUCUCCUCUCGUCAAGAGGCGUCGCCCUCUACCCCGCCUCUCCUCUCUCGGCGCUCGACUGGUGCGGCGUGGAGAUCCUUCCGGGCUUGGGAUUGGUUGCUUCUGUCGCCGCUGGUUGAUUGGGUGCGCAGGAGUGGGGAAUUGGUGACCAACAGUCACCAUGUCCGUGGCGGCCGGUGUAAGCGAUGCGGCCAUCGCGGUGCGGGACAAGCUCCGCGGCAAGAUUGGCCAGACCAAGGUCAAGCGGUACUGGCCAGGAAAGGCGCCUGAGUGGGCUGAUGAUGCUGAGGAGGAAAUAGACCUCCGCACAGCACGCGUCUCCCUUGACAAGGCAUUCCCAAAGGAUGAGGAUGGUGAUAUCCCUGCAAAGGACGAUCGUCGGCUCCGGCGUCUUGCAGAAACCCGUGAGAACAAGGAGGAGCUGAGGGCAGACCAUCGCCGUAUACGGCAGGCCGAGAUUGUGUCAACUGUUGAGGAGCAGAAUGAGAGGCAGGAAGCUGAUAUCGACGAGGAGGAUGAGGAGGCCCAGGAGGAGAGGAGGAGGAGGAUAAGGGAGAAGCAGCUCUUAAGGGAGCAGGAGGAGGAGGAGCUACUUCCUCAGGAAGAUGAGGAACCUGUAGAGGAUGAGGAGUCAGAGGAAUCUGAGUAUGAGACGGAUUCCGAGGACGAGCAGAUGGGCAUGGCUAUGGUGAAACCUGUCUUCAUACCAAAGUCACAGAGGGACACCAUUGCAGAGCGUGAACGGCUGGAGGAGGAGGAGCGGCAGCUUGAGGAGCUGGUCAAGAAGAGGCUGGAGGCUAGGAAGAUUGAGACUAGGCAGAUUGUGGUUGAAGAGAUUAAAAAGGAGGUGCACAUUGAAAAGGCACUGAAUGAAGAGGCCAACAUUGAGGAUGUUGAUACAGAUGAUGAGUUGAAUGAAGCAGAGGAGUAUGAGUCAUGGAAGAAUAGAGAAAUAGCAAGAAUUAAGAGGGACAGGGAAGAAAGAGAUGCAAGGUUGAAGGAGAAGGAGGAGAUUGAGAAGGUCAGGAAUAUGACUGAGGAGGAGCGUCGGGAAUGGGAGAGGAAGAAUCCGAAGCAGCUUCGGCAGACCAAACAGAAGUGGAAGUUUAUGCAAAAGUAUUACCACAAAGGUGCCUUCUUCCAGGAAAGUGCUGAUGAUCUUAUUCAGUCAGCUGGUAAAGAAGAUAUCUACAGCCGUGAUUUCUCUGAACCUACUGGGGAAGAUAAGAUGGAUAAGAGCAUCCUUCCCAAGGUCAUGCAAGUUAAACACUUUGGGCGCAGUGGAAGAACGAAGUGGACACAUCUUGUUAACGAGGAUACUACAGAUUGGAAUGCACCAUGGGCUACAAAUGGGCCUCUCCGAGCAAAAUAUAACGCAAAAAUGGCAGGCAUGAAUGCACCUAUUGCUAAACCAAAGGGAAGUAAGAAGCUGAAGGACUGGGAUGAAAAAUGAGAUACUAGCUUGAUCUGUUUGUGUUUCAGUGGGCUUGUGCUUCUAGGUGGAUCCUGAAUGCAAUGGGAUGGGCGAGCGGUCUAGUUGAAGCCGAACAAGGGAACAACGACUGCUUCCUUGAUCUGAGGCUGCAAGUUGCUCCUUUCUGUGCCUGAGCCGGACUGCGGGAGCAGACCGGUGAGCCAAACAAUGCCACUGUCAACCCCAUUAGGUCCAUGGUAUAGAAUACUUCUGGAUCUAUACAGGUUCUUUGUAAUGGAAAUAUGUGCCAUUUUUUUUUAUAAACUCAGUAUUGCCCAGCAGCCGUGCCCUUUGUAUCUUUGCUGGGAAUAACAGUGAUGAUGAAAGCAACGCCUUUAGUAUUCCUUCUUUGGUGUCUAUCACUACUCACCGGCACCGGUGGAUAAUACUCUGCAUUUUCAUGUGGUCGUUCGAAUGAAAGGCGUUUUUAUUUU
Setaria italica (foxtail millet) is the source of this 1968-nucleotide messenger RNA. RefSeq names its product microfibrillar-associated protein 1. Gene Ontology annotation, cellular component: U2-type spliceosomal complex. The transcript has 4 exons. Gene Ontology annotation, molecular function: RNA binding. Gene Ontology annotation, biological process: mRNA splicing, via spliceosome. The record is from RefSeq and is a predicted model, not a curated record. NCBI's taxonomy places the organism in Eukaryota, Viridiplantae, Streptophyta, Magnoliopsida, Poales, Poaceae. The coding region runs from base 221 to 1513 and encodes 430 amino acids.